This is a messenger RNA of Xiphophorus maculatus (southern platyfish), 2449 nucleotides long. It is a transcript of the gene grk7b, whose product is annotated as rhodopsin kinase 2-like. The coding region runs from base 95 to 1732 and encodes 545 amino acids. The transcript is spliced from 4 exons. Gene Ontology annotation, biological process: signal transduction; protein phosphorylation; regulation of signal transduction. The record is from RefSeq and is a predicted model, not a curated record. Gene Ontology annotation, molecular function: ATP binding; rhodopsin kinase activity. Gene Ontology annotation, cellular component: cytoplasm. NCBI's taxonomy places the organism in Eukaryota, Metazoa, Chordata, Actinopteri, Cyprinodontiformes, Poeciliidae.
UGGGCUCUCUUGUGCCUAGAUUUUCCAGAUGGGUGAAUUUAAGUGUUCUUAGUUUAACAGCUGUUUCCCAGUACACCUCAGGAUUUAUCCACCCAUGGGUGACCUGGCAGGUCUGGUCAGCUUGGUGGCCAACACAGCCUACCUGAGAGCUCUGGAGUCCGAUAGCAACGAGCUAAGAAUGCGCCGAGAGUCUCUGACGCUGCCCACGCCAAAGAAGUUCUCUGCUCCUCGGGCAGCACUGGAGAAGACCUAUGAGUCACUUUGUGAGCAGCAGCCUAUAGGAAGGAAGUUGUUUCAGCAGUUUCUCCUGACCUCUGACCCUCAGUGUGUGGCUGUUGCUGAGUUUCUGGAGGAGCUGAACAACUGGAGCGCUGCCGAGGACGGAACCAAAGAAAAGGCCAAACAGAGGAUACUGUCAAAGUUUUGUCAGCCACAGUCUCAGACUUUCCUCUCCUUUCUCACAGCAGAGGAUGUCAAGGCGUGCCUGUCUCUUUUCGACAAAAACGACAAGGCAGCCGUGGAGCAGAUGAGAGAAGCAACUAGAAAAUUUCUAAAAGGAAAACCUUUCCUGGAGUACAUGAGAAGCCCCUUCUAUUACCGAUUCCUGCAGUGGAAGGAGUGCGAAAGGCAGAAGAUUACUGACAGAUAUUUUUACGAGUUCAGGAGUUUGGGCAGAGGUGGCUUUGGUGAGGUGUGUGCAGUCCAGGUGAAGCACACAGGCCAGAUGUACGCCUGCAAGAAGCUGGACAAGAAUCGUCUGAAGAAGAAAGGAGGAGAGAGGCUGGCCCUUAUGGAGAAGCAGAUCCUGGAGAAGGUCAACAGCGCCUUCAUUGUGAACCUGGCCUACGCUUACCAAAGCAAAACCCACCUGUGUCUGGUCAUGACCCUAAUGUCUGGAGGAGACCUCAGGUUCCACAUCUAUGAGUUAGGCAAGAGAGGCAUCCGCAUGGAGCGUGUUGUUUACUACGCAGCCCAGAUUGUUGCCGGUAUCCUCCACCUGCACUCUAUGGACAUCGUGUAUCGAGAUCUGAAGCCUGAGAACGUUCUGCUGGAUGCGAAGGGCCAGUGCCGACUGUCAGACCUGGGACUGGCUGUGGAGCUGCCAAAAGGAAAAAUGACUUGCCAGAGGGCUGGUACGACCGGCUACAUGGCUCCAGAGAUCCUGAAGCAGGAGUACUACCGCACGUCUGUGGACUGGUGGGCUCUGGGCUGCAGCAUUUAUGAGAUGGUGUCUGGUCGUUUGCCUUUUAAAGACUUCAGGGAAAAGGUCCAGAACAGUGAGGUGACUCGUCGAACUCUGGAGGAUGAUUGCAAGUUUGAAGACAAAAGCUUUGAUGGUCCAACCAAAGAUAUCAUCAACCACUUUCUCAAGAAGAAGGUUCUGUUUCGCCUUGGGUGCCGUAGAAAUGACGACCCAAGGACUCACACGUUUUUCAAGAAUAUCAAUUUCCACCGUCUGGAGGCAGGGCUGGUGGAGCCCCCCUGGGUGCCAAAACCGAAUGUGGUCUACUCCAAAGACUCUGAAGACUUUAGGGACAACUCUGAGAUCAAGGAUGUCAAGUUUGAUGCUAAGGACGAGAAAUUCUUCAAGGAGUUCAGUACUGGCGCUGUCUCUGUCCGCUGGCAGAGGGAAAUAAUCGACAGUGGAGUAUUUGACGAAUUGAAUAAUCCGGAAGUGAACGGACAUGGCCAAGAGAACAUGUGGACGUCUAGGAUGUGCAACAUUUUGUGAGAUUCUGGAUUUCUUUACUUGAAGAAAUUGUUAAAUUCACUCAUUGUUAGCGCUACGUGUUAAAUUAAGCUGCUCAGAGACAUUUUAGGCACUUGCCUUUUUUUCUUCAAAUCAAUGCAUUUCUUUUCUAUUGUACUGUUACAAAGCUUAAUAUGACAAAAAGUCUGGUAGUAAUGAUGCCAGGGCCAAACAUAACAAAACAUUAUUCACAAAAGUUAAGUAAAACAAAAGGGUUCAGCUGCUUCAAACUUUGUCCUUCUAUUCCUGGUUAGACAGUCCGUCCCAGUGGAUUCAUAGUUUCCAUUACAUCAUGCAUCCUUUUCAGCAGGCAAUUGUUCGCAUAUGUUUGUAAACAAUGGUUGUAAUGGUUGCAUGUCACUGACAAAUUGCUGGGUUAUGAUAACGUAUUUGCUGGUAAAUCUUCUAAUUCUUAUAAUCAACAAUGUGCCAAAAACCAAUAGGGCCUUUUGGUUGUGACAAGGCAAAGUCAUACACAGUGUUUAUUCAUGUGAAUCCUCUCAAUGACAGAUUUUCACCACUAAGUGUCGCCAAACACCAACAAAGUGCAUAAAGCCUCACCAUCACCUCUCAGCAACAAAAUUAGCUUGGCUGUGUUGGUCUGGUAUUUAUGAGGAUGUAGUCAUUUUUAAUAAUAAAUCCAGACACAAAGAAACUUUGUCCACACACUUUCUUUUUCCGCCUAGAAAAAAAAAGCAA